Molecule: messenger RNA, 963 nt
Organism: Cordyceps militaris CM01
Lineage: Eukaryota; Fungi; Ascomycota; Sordariomycetes; Hypocreales; Cordycipitaceae
Product: replication fork protection component Swi3
Exons: 3
Coding region: 1-963 (320 amino acids)
Biological process (GO): replication fork arrest; replication fork processing; DNA damage response
Cellular component (GO): replication fork protection complex; nucleus
Molecular function (GO): DNA binding
Source: RefSeq, a predicted model, not a curated record
AUGCCACCAGCGAAAAAUUCAGCUGCCAAGGCGGCGAGAACGAAUCGCCAUGAUGACUUGGACAAUUACCAUGUUGGGGACCUCUCCGACGACCCGUUUGCGACGCCCAGCCCGCCGUCCAAGAACAAGCGCAAAACCGAUGAUGCCGGGCUAGGUAUCGACGAGGAGGUGGACGUGCAAAGAAAACCCAGAGCGCCGGCUGUGAAACUUGACGAGAACAGGCUUUUGAGUGAAGCCGGCCUCCCAAGACUACGGAAACGGUCCAAUCGACUUAAGAUCAAGGGCAAAGGCCACGAGUUCUCCGACAUGGCGCGCCUUCUUUCCUUCUACCAGCUCUGGCUGGACGACCUCUACCCCAAAGCCCGGUUCCUCGAUGCCCUCGCCAUGGUGGAAAAAGCGGGACACAGCAAGCGCAUGAUGACUGCGCGCAACGAAUGGCUCCAGGAGAGCAAGCCCAAAUCCAGUGAAGACAUGGAAGAAGACGAUCCGUUUGCCCUCGAGCCUGCUCCCGACACGACCGCCGCCGUCAGCCUGCCCGAGCGCCCGACCGCCGGCCGGCUGAUCCAGGACCUCGGAGGAGGCGGCCAGCGACCCAGCACGCCGACGCGCGGCGGCGGCCACCCCGACGAUUUUUCCGAAGACGACGACCUGUACAACGUGACGCCGCGCGCGCGACCGCGGCCCGGCGGCCUCACGAUGCUGCAGCCGGACGCACCCGACGACGACGAUCUGGAUGCGCUCAUGGCCGAGGCCGAGGAGCACGAUGACAGACCGCCGGCGCCGGCCAGGAAGGCCGCGCAGCGACCGCAGGAGGAUGGCGAUGACUUGGACGACUUGAUUGCAGAGGCGGAGGAGCAGGACGUGCGGCCAAAGAGUAUUUUUGGGAACCCGAGCGCGAGCAAGCCGGUGGAGAUGGACUGGGAUGACGACGAGGCGGCGAUGCGAGAGAUGGAGGGAUUUUGA